AGGUUCACUUUGUGACAGGCAAUUCGGUCCUUGAUCCGUUGCGGCAUCAAGGCAAUUGAGUUGAUUGGUCUCCGCAAGGGGUCUCUCGCCUCUCUGUGGCUUUUUCUGCCAUGAAGCAAACAACAGCCAUCUUCAUUCGUCGUGUCUUAUGCAACGAUAAAGAUAGAGCCACAGCGCGAUCGAUCCACGAAUUAUUGCCUCCUCUUACAAGCUCUAAUGAUGUCGACCUUCAACUUUAUGCUAUCCUUGCAGUUAUCUUAAAGGAUUUUGUUUAUUCGUGGUACGCGAAAAUCACACCUGAUCAAAAUUUCGUCGAUGAGGUCAUACAAGUGAUCGCCCAUUGUACGCGAGCUCUGGAACAGCGCCUGCGGGCAGUGGACCUUGAGUCGGUCUUGCUUGACGAGAUUCCUGAGCUUCUGCUAAUGCAUAUUGAGGCGUACCGCAUAUCACAGUCCAAUUUAAUUUCACAAAAUCUCGAAUCAGACCCGAGAAAAAUCUACCAUUCAAUUCGUGCACAUCCCGCAUUAUCCCCUAUCCCGACGGAUGGCGUACCGUCGACCAUACUCGAACAAGAAGAAAACGAAAUCGCAUAUCGACAACUCCUCGCACAAGCAACACUUGCCAUACUCCUACCCACUGAAGACCUUGAAAGCGGCUGCCUCCGUGAACUUGUUGGCGGAGUCCUUGGUGAAACGAUCCUUGCUAAUGGUGUUGCUGGGAAGGCUUGCGAAGGUUGGCUUUUAUGGGAAGUCAUUGCCAAAAUAUUAGAGGAUAUAACACCGAUCUCUCGUUCGCCAGACGUGUUCGCAGGCAAGCAUAGCAAAAAUACAGCGUCCCCACAAGUGUCCGAAACUUGGUUGCCAGAAGAAUGGCCGAUAUCGGCCCUUAUCUGGAACGCUCUUCAUUACGUUUAUUUGGCAUUUACCGCACUGCGAUAUUUUAUUGGGGCUCUUUGGAUUUCGUCAUCACUUCCGGCGCGAUCACCACCCGCUAUCAUACAAACCAAGUUUGCGAAUGGUGCCGGCGAGGAACAAGGCUUAGAAACUGCGGUCAAUGAAGAUCAAAGCCAGCCGACCCCAGCUUCCAAGGAGCCCAUCCUUAGCAUGCGAAUCUGGUCUUGCGUGUCCCAUCUUCUACAGGUGGACAUUCGCAUGCCGUGGCUCUCCGGGUUAUUUUCCUUACUUCAAUGGGCAGCAAUGGUUGGGCCGGGAAGAUUGGGUAACACAAAUGGACGACUUGACAAGCUUCUCUCGCACUACAUUCAUCAGUGGAUGCAAGACUCCCUGUCGCUCCCUUCUCUUCUCCACUUGGUCCGCACGUCCCUCUUCCCGCAUAACGCGCUCGCGCCUGCGCGGGCCACGCCAUCGCCUGCGGAACAGGCCGCCAUCAAGUCCCGCUGUGCCGACGCCAUCAUCACCCUCGUCCCGCCCGUCGUGCUGAAGAACUUUUUGCGCACGGGCGACGGCGACAGCGACGGCAACGACUCCAUCCCCACCUCUACCUCCCUCGACCCUGACGCCGCUCAUCACGAACGCGCCUCCGGCGCUGGCGAUCAACAGGAGGACGCAGAUAGCAAACCUUGUAAGCAAACCGUUCGCACCACAAGUCAUAUUCGCAUGCGCCGCGAAAUCGAAGAAAAUGUUCUAGGCCUUCUCGACGAUCCCUAUUGCAACAAGCAUCUCAUUUACAGCAUUGUUGAGCUCAUCCUGGUCCGACUCAUGCCCGAACUAGGCGAGACUGGGGUCAAGGAUUUGAUGGAGGCACGGCUGGGAUAGUCUGAUAGUCUCUUCCUUUUUUUCUUGGUCCUUUCUUUUUCGGUUUAUUAGGAGAUUAUACAAGUCAAGAGGAUUAAACUGUCAUUUGAAGUAGAAGUAGAAAUUAUCAUGAGCUCGUAAUGAUGAAGAAUAGCACCCCCGGGAGAUAUGGUUUCAACUAAAUUGAUUUAAUUGUGACUUCUACCGGGAAUCCUGGGUUCUGAUCCCUUACAACGUUGGAAGAUGUCGUAUAUCCCGGAUAGACAUCGUCAUGGGUUAGUGGCCUGAUGAGGCAAACGGGGGAGGGGGAUGUUUAAUUUCAUAACGGGCCACACAAUCUUUUGGGCAAAUCAAUGCUUUUCCUUUUUCUUCGCCUCCCCCCUGCCCUGCUGCCCUGUUG
Xylona heveae TC161 is the source of this 2154-nucleotide messenger RNA. RefSeq lists its product as hypothetical. The transcript is spliced from 6 exons. The coding region runs from base 111 to 1775 and encodes 554 amino acids. Lineage: Eukaryota; Fungi; Ascomycota; Xylonomycetes; Xylonales; Xylonaceae. Gene Ontology annotation, molecular function: phosphatidylinositol binding. Gene Ontology annotation, biological process: early endosome to late endosome transport; endosome to lysosome transport; protein targeting to lysosome. The record is from RefSeq and is a predicted model, not a curated record. Gene Ontology annotation, cellular component: early endosome; extrinsic component of endosome membrane; late endosome.